Molecule: messenger RNA, 603 nt
Organism: Labrus bergylta (ballan wrasse)
Lineage: Eukaryota; Metazoa; Chordata; Actinopteri; Labriformes; Labridae
Gene: cox14
Product: cytochrome c oxidase assembly factor COX14
Source: RefSeq, a predicted model, not a curated record
UACGAAAGCAAAGGUUAGUUAGCGUGCGUGCUAACUUUGCAUGUUGCCGAGCUGACAUUGAGGAUAACUCACCUACAACCUGUGUUUGAUAUCGUUCUUCUCCUUCACAGUAAAAGGAUCGUCAUCAUGGUUUCUGGAAAGCGCCUGGCUGACAUCGGCUAUCGGACCUUUUCCGCCUCCAUGAUGCUGCUGACGGUUUAUGGAGGAUACUUGUGCGCGAUGCGAGGAUACCGCUACAUGCAGAAACAAAACCAGCUGAAACUGGCAGCUGAAAACCAAGAUCCUGAAAUCAUCAAAGACUGACAUUGGAUCGACUGCUCUUCUGUAUAUUGCACAAAUGUGGACAUUGCCCAUUCCUCUUCUGUUUUCUCGUCUAUCACAAAAUCAUGGAGAUUCAAAAUCUUCUCAGGAUAUUAAUGUGUGCCAACAUGUCCUCCACACUAGGAAGACUUGUUGUUAGAAGAGCUGCACCAAGCAAAUUUACAAAUAUCAUCUUUGCAUCAACGACCUGUUUAGGAUCCAUGUUGUAGCGGCCUCUGUUGUGAGAGUGAUGAUGGCUGUAACUGUUUGUAUUAUAUUAAAUUAAAUGCCUUUAAACACACA